Molecule: messenger RNA, 3873 nt
Organism: Strongylocentrotus purpuratus (purple sea urchin)
Lineage: Eukaryota; Metazoa; Echinodermata; Echinoidea; Camarodonta; Strongylocentrotidae
Product: nucleolin
Exons: 14
Coding region: 993-2834 (613 amino acids)
Molecular function (GO): RNA binding
Source: RefSeq, a predicted model, not a curated record
UCGGCCAUUUAAACCUCACAUGCUGCUGGAGUGUAGACUGAUCUUUUUGUGCUGAAAAAAAUAACAUUGAAUUGAAGCAUCAAAAUGGGUACCAACAAAGUUCAGAAGAAGUCUAAGGAUGUAAAGCAAAGGCCUCAUCUGUGGUCCUUCUACUGCUUGAUGGAGCAAAAUCUCGCUGGAUUGUACCCAUCGGACAAUUUUUCUGCUGCAGACUCUGUGAUGGGAUCAACCAUAUCAACAUGGACUGGAUGAACCCAAGCUGUGGUUGUGCCAGAUUUUGCACCUUGCGUGGUGCAAGUCUAGAAAUGCUGAACUUGAGAUCGUUGAAGAAGGCUCAGUGUAGUCUUCCAAAUGAAAGGAAGAUUUUGGUUGAGUUGGGUCUUGCGUGACCUGAUAAAGGUUUCGAAGCGAAGGAGGGAAAAGAGCCUAAAGAGCUUACUUUGCGUAAAGUGAGAAUAUGUUGAAAGUUUCGAGGCUCAUUUGUGCCCACCAUGGCACAAAUCGAAAGUGGUAGUGUUAGACAAAGGUAGGUCUAGCGUGGCCUGCAAAACUUGACACAUGGCUGGUGUGUGGGUCUCGCGUGGCCUUAAAGUGUAAUUAAUCUAAAUCGUAAUGAAAACGGGUCUUGCGUGGCCUCGAUUAUUGUUGUAAUAUGGGUCUUGCGUGGCCCUUCAUUGGUUAUUCUUAGUGUAAGUUAUGUAAAACCCCAAUGACAUCGGGUCUUGCGUGGCCUGGUCAUUGGACAAUGGGUCUUGCGUGGCCCCGGUUGGUAGAAUUAAAUGACCCCUACGUAAAGUGGCGGGUAGUACCAAAUCAACAUGAUGUGAUGGGCUGAGCGCUUUGUGGAUAUUCUGGUUGUCUUGUGGCGAUGGUACCAUGGCAUGGCUUCGGGCUUUCUCCUCUUUAUGGAUGAUUGAGUCGUCGUCUUGCCCUACCAAACCUCCAGGCUUCACUCCCAGACCACUUCCACUCUCGCCGUCUAUCAUGUGUAUAUGGGGGCCAAGACUGUUGAGCAGGCAGGAAAGAAGUCUGGCAAGGGAAAGAAGUACAGCAAUGUUCCACCUCCUAAGGCUGUUGAAGAGGAGAGUGACAGUGAGGAAUCUUCAGAAGACGAGGUCGAAGUCCCCGUUAAGAAGGGAGCCAAGAAGGUCGUGAAGCCACAGGAGAGCGACGAUGACAGCAGCGAGGAAGACAGCUCAGAGGAAGAAGAGGUUGCAAAGCCAGCACCCAAGGCCAAGAAGGCUCCAGUGAAAGCCGCUAAGCCCGCCCCUGCUGAAGAGAGUAGCGAUGAAGAUGACAGCGAGGAGGAUGACAGCAGCGAGGAGGAAGAGGAGGAGAAACCCAAAGCAAAGGCCGCUGCCAAGAAACCUGCCCCCAAGAAGGUAGUCGCCAAGGAGGAGAGCAGUGAUGAUGAUAGUGAUGAGGAUGAGAGCGAAGAAGAGAUGGAGACUAAACCAACCAAGGCAGCCAAGGCCAAGGCUGCUCCCGCUAAGAAGGACAGCAGUGAUGAGGAGGAGGAUAGCGACGAUGAAGACGACAGUGAAGAGGAGGAAGCAAUGGAAGUGAAGCAGACCAAGACUGCUGUCAAGAGGAAGAAGACAGAAGAGAGUAGCGAAGAAGAGGAUAGUGAUGAAGAUAGUGAGGAAGAGGACGCACCUCCAGCAAAGAAGGUCAAGACCCCAGCUGGUGCCAAGAAGCCCAAGGCCAAUGGUGACUCUACCCCAGCCCCUGCCAACGGUAGUGAUGACAUGAUCAGUAUCUUCAUUGCCAACGUAGACCCAUCUACUACCGGGGAACAGAUCCAGGAGUUCUUUGAAGAGAACGGCGUCACCUGCUCCAACGCACGCAUGGUCAAGAGCAGAAAGUUCGCCUACGUAGAUGUAGCUUCCGAGGAAGAGUUCAACAAGGCCAUCGAGCUGAGUGAAUCUGAACUGAACGGUAGUAACAUCAGGUUGGAACGCGGGCGUAAGAUGGACAAGACCCCUCAGCGUGGAGGACAAUCAAAUGAGAGGGCACCACCAAGGGGAAGAAGUGACGGAUCGGAUGAGCGAACACUGUUUGCCAAGGGAUUGAGUUACAGCACCAGUAAAGAGACACUGAUCGAGAACUUUGGCGCUUCAGAUGCUAGGAUUCCUAUGAAUGAGGAAGGCAGACCAAAGGGAUUUGCAUUCAUCGAGUUUGCUUCCGAGGAGGCUGCUGAGGAAGCCCUGAAGAAUCAGCAAGGAGUUGAGAUUGAUGGCUGGUCUUUGAUGCUAGACUACUGCGGAUCCAAGAGGAAGAACUUUGCAUCUCCCGGUGGUCGUGGAGGAGGACGCGGUGGUGGCGGACGAGGAGGGGGACGCGGUGGUGGUUUCGGCUCAUUUGGUGGUGGAGAUACCUCCAACAGCAAGACAUUGUUUGUAAAGGGCAUCUCGCAUGAUGCUACUGAAGACUCCAUUGCCAGCUCUCUUGGUGCCUCAUCGGUCCGAAUUCCUAGGGACAGGGAAACCAACGAGAUAAAAGGGUUUGCAUAUGCUGAUUUUGAAGACCGCAGUGGAGCCCAGUCAGCUAUUGAUAGUUACCAGGGUAACGAAGGCAUGUUCCUAGACUUCGCUAGGGAACGAACCAGCAGCCCUGGAGGCCGAGGUGGAUUUGGUGGACGAGGAGGAGGACGCGGCUUCGGUGGACGAGGCGGUGGUCGUGGGUUCGGAGGACGGGGAGGAGGUGGUUUCGGUGGACGCGGCGGUGGUCGCGGUAGGGGAGGAUUCGGCGGAGGAAGGGGACGAGGAGGUUUCGAGAAGAAGGACGGCAUCAAGGCUUUCCAGGGCAAGAAGAAGACAUUCGGAGAUGACUAGACGGUCCUUCUACAAUGCUCUAGAAAAGACUUUGAUAUCAUGAUUUGAAGGAUAUGUUGUUACCUUCAUAACCUUCGAGUGCCAUCCCAAACUGGACAUUUCAGCAGGUCGAACAUUAACCUUGGACAUCAUCAUCGUGUCAUCCCCUGCAUCGGCUGUUUGACCCUAAACAUGUUUGUUCUCAGUAUUGCCAAAUGAGUAAACAAGUGUCGAGUUUAUAGUUCUUUUUCCAGAUUUCUAGAUUUCAAUUUGAUUGGAAAUGUUUGGACCGAGAAGGAGAGGGAUUGUGAAACGAAAGAGGUAGAAAUGGAAUGUUGCAGAAAAGCUAGUUUUGAUGUCUGCCCUCUUCGGGACACAAAUAUUUGAUGAAUGGGGGGGGGGAGGGGACACGAAGGAAAGACCGACAUAGUCAUGCAACAAAUUAUUGUGAAAGAACUCCACUAUAGCUGCACUUAAAAGAUGAAAAUAGAGGUGGUUAUUGCACUAGUUAUCUUAUUUGAUUUUCUUAGUGUCUAAGAAAUAUAUAUAUAUGUAUUCAAAUUUCACAAUGGUUUAAUCAAUGAAUGGUAUUGGGGAUCAAGAACCUUGAGUACAGGGAUGCCCUAGGCCCCUAGUAAUGUUUAGAAAGCGGGGCACAUUUCAGGCUUUUUGUAUGAAUUAUUUUAAAGACUUUUCAGGCUCAAUCGUGAAAUUUCACUUGUACCCUGGAGUAAUUAUGUAUUUCAAUUUGACAUUUUGAAAACUAUUUUUGUGUAUGUCAGUUGCAUAAUACAUGCACAUGUAAAUAUUUUCCUUGAUAUAUGCUUUUCUUAAAAUGUAUGCUGUAUAAUAUAUAUCACAUCAUGUAGCUCUUUUAAUACGUUUUACUUUAUUUUCUCUUCAACAAAAUGUCCGACAAGCUGUAUAGACCUUUGAAUUUUUAAGGAUGUUAACAUUUUGUUAAAAUGAGUUUUAUUAUUGUCACUUGAGAUUGAAUAAUGUACAGUCAUUUAAUAUGAAGAAUGAUAAGUAAAAGGAAUAAAACAAUAUUCAAACUGUA